This is a messenger RNA of Coccidioides immitis RS, 1286 nucleotides long. RefSeq lists its product as uncharacterized. Gene Ontology annotation, cellular component: peroxisomal membrane. Lineage: Eukaryota; Fungi; Ascomycota; Eurotiomycetes; Onygenales; Onygenaceae. Gene Ontology annotation, biological process: peroxisome fission; regulation of peroxisome size. The record is from RefSeq and is a predicted model, not a curated record. The coding region runs from base 82 to 873 and encodes 263 amino acids. The transcript is spliced from 3 exons.
AUGACCAAUUGAUCUCCCUCCCUUUCACUGUUGGGACCACCUAGCUACCUUCGCGGCCUCAUUGCUCCCAAAACAUCACCCAUGUCGACACCAAAGCGUCCCUUCGCCCUGCAAUUCGCCCAUUAUAUGAACACGGCUCCCGGGAUUGAAAAUGCGCUCCGCCUACUCCAGGCAGUCUGCCAAUUAGUAGUGGCAUGGAAGCCUGUAGGGAAUAAAGAAGCUUGGAGAUGGAAGGGCGUGGGAAAUCAAUUUGCUCUUGGACGUCGAUACUUUCGCUAUUUUCAAUUUAUUACUUAUUUUAGAAAUGCGUGGGAUACGUUGAUUGGACAAAAUGAGACUAUCAACCGUCGUGGGCGGACAGCUGUGGCCAUUGAAGUGUGCAGCUUGAGCUCCUACGGAUGCUACCUUUGGUUGGAGGCUUUCACUAUCCCCGACUCAUUGGGAUUUCACUCUACAAAGUGGAGUAGAAUGGCGCUUAUCGAAGCCAACAAAUUCUGGUUCUAUGCCCUCCUGUUCUCAAUAAUAGGAAAUAUCUGGCAACUUUUCCAGCUGUACUUAGAAACAAAUGAGCGUCAGUCGCGUGGUCCCACGCGACAGCCGACAAACAAGUCCUCGAAAUCAAAAAGCAAAAGGUCAAACGGAUCAACCGCCAACGGAAGCGCGAAAACGAACCCGCAGAGCCAAGCCCACAAGGCCGGUUAUCCAUAUUCCACACUGGUGCGCAAUCUCACUAUCCAUGGAUGUGAUUUGCUCAUUCCCGGCACCAUUGUUGGAUGGAUUGAAGUGUCACCAGUGCUUGUAAAUAGCGCGAUGGUUCUGAGCACAGUGCUUGUGGGAAGAGAUAGAUGGACAAAGACGCAACAGAACAUUUGAACGCGUUGGUUAUUACUCUGGGAUGGAGAAUUGGCUGUGCUUUGGAUAGAGCAACCAGCAAGGUUUGGUGCGUGUGAACUUGAACAGAACGGAGAUAUUUUGAUCCGAGUUGAGCGCAAACCCCGCCUUGGGGUCUGGGACAGACAUUGUGAGGUGCAUUGAUCUUCAUCACUGAAUGAUCAUGCUCCUCAAAGGUAUCCAGGUGUCUGGCGCAUUUAUGUAGCCAAUCAGGCGUUGCGAACCAAGAAAAUGUCCCGAGCAACGUGUAUCUCGCAGGCUGAAAAUGAGAUUCAAUAGGUGGCUGGUUCAACCGUGAUACCGAAAGACCACACCCAUAGGAAUGCUGCCUGAAUUUAUUCCCAGGACAACCACAGUGGCAUAGGCAUCAAUUGAUCCUGCAUGCAGUGUUUUGA